Molecule: messenger RNA, 2179 nt
Organism: Salvelinus sp. IW2-2015
Lineage: Eukaryota; Metazoa; Chordata; Actinopteri; Salmoniformes; Salmonidae
Gene: wnt10b
Product: wingless-type MMTV integration site family, member 10b
Biological process (GO): cell fate commitment; canonical Wnt signaling pathway; neuron differentiation
Cellular component (GO): extracellular region
Molecular function (GO): frizzled binding; cytokine activity
Source: RefSeq, a predicted model, not a curated record
CCUUUUUUCACUCCCCGUUCUGUUGGAGGCACAUCGAUAAUCUACUCCACUCAUCUUCUUUUCUUUGUUUUAUCGAUUGCCACACCAGUGUUUUAAUGUCACGUCAAGAAAGACGCUUACCAACAUGGAUAUAUCACAUCAAUUCCGUUGGGACCAAGUCCUGAUUUUGGCAGCGACACUUAUGUCACCUGCAAUCACUGUGCUGUGUAAUGACAUCCUGGGUCUGAAGGUGGCAGGAGAUCCGGUUCUGACCCCUAACUCUGUAUGUCUGCGGCUGGCGGGCCUGAGCAAGCGUCAGAUUCGUCUGUGUGUGCAAAGCCCCGACGUGACGGCCUCUGCUCUGCAGGGCAUCCAGGUGGCCCUCCACGAGUGCCAGCACCAGCUCAGAGACCAGCGGUGGAACUGUUCUGCUCUGGAGAGCCACAGCAAGCUGCCCCAUCAGAGUGCCAUCCUCAACAGAGGCUUCAGGGAGAGUGCCUUCUCUCUGUCCCUGCUGGCAGCGGGUGUGGCCCACUCCGUGGCUUCCGCCUGCAGCCUAGGCAAGCUCCGGGGCUGCGGCUGCGAGGCCAAGCGUCGCCUGGACGAAGAUAAGAUUCGCCUCAAACUCACCCAGCUGCAGCUGCAGACCCUCCAGAGGGGAGGAGCCAGAGUGGGCAUGGGAGUGGGUGGGGGAGGAGGGGCACACCCCCAGGAGAUCAGAGAUGUGCCAGCCAGCCUGCGUUCUGGUUCUACCCACCCCUCCUCCCUCCUCAAGCCCCUACCAGAGGACCUCAGCCCCCUGCAGGAGACCUGGGAGUGGGGGGGCUGUAGCCAUGACGCCCGCUUCGGGGAGAGAUUCUCCAGGGAUUGGUUGGACUCCCGGGGCUCCCCACGGGAUAUCCACGCCCGCAUGAGGAUCCACAACAACAGGGUUGGCCGACAGCUAGUGACUGACAACAUGAAGAGGAAGUGUACAUGCCACGGCACGUCAGGCAGCUGCCAGUUCAAGACCUGCUGGUAUGUGUCCCCAGAGUUCAGACUGCUGGGGUCUCUGCUCAGGGACAAGUUCCUCUCCGCCAUCUUCAUUAACUCCCAGAACAAGAACAACGGGGUGUUCAACCCCCGGGUCGCAGCCGGGAAUGGUGCCUCGAAUGGGGUCAGGAAYGGGGCCGAAGGGGGUACUGGGUCUGGGGGCGCGGGGAGCCCAAACAAUGGGGGUCGGCGGAGGAGCGGUGUGUCACGUGAGCUGGUCUACUUUGAGAAGUCGCCAGACUUCUGUGAUCAGGAGCCGUCCCUGGACUCUCUGGGUACUCAGGGCCGUAUCUGCAACAAGACCAGCCACAGCAUGGACAGCUGCGGGUCGCUGUGCUGCGGAAGGGGACACAACAUCCUGAAGCAGACACGUAGUGAGAGGUGCCACUGCCGCUUCCACUGGUGCUGCUACGUGCUCUGUGAGGAGUGCAGAGUCACAGAGUGGGUCAACGUCUGCAAGUAGAUAGGUAUAUGACCUGCCAAGGCUCCUGUAAGGACCCAUCCAAUAGGACGCAGCGUGGCACUAGGAUCCACCCAUUGACUCUCCAGUGUACUACGCGCAAACCCACACAACCAAACCUUUCAUUUGGUACAUGGGUAGACGAUCCACUUCAUCUACUAAGGCCUGACACUUAGUUACUUACUGGUAAUCCUCUUCAUGCAUUGGGACGCAUGGGCAUCCACAAGAGAGCCACUGUUUCUAGUCAGCAGGUUACUUGGUUAGCGUUCCCACAGGCGAGGCCACACUCUUUCAUGCCCUUCUUAACAGUCCUUCUCCAGGUUUCUCCUGGACAUAUCCAGGACACAGGAUGGCAAAAUGAAAAUCCACCCUUUAACUCAGUCCAAUAUACACACAUCCACCCAACCAAACCUUUCAUUUCAGACUCGGUGUUUGUUUUUCUAUUUGCGUCGGCUAAAGUCUCCCACAGAAUCUGUUUAUCCCCCACUUCUCUCUCCUUUUUCUUUUUCCGUCAUCUGGGAUCUAUUUUCCCUUUGUUGCCUGUCAAAAUGCCAAGUCAGAGGUUGGAGACGAGGUGACUCAUGUCAUUUGUCUGUCUUUCCUCUGCCUGUUUAGAUGCAGCCCUUUCAGCCAUGGAAAUCUGAAUGUCCUGGACCCCAUCUGGUGUUCUGUUCUGUUCUCCCCUGCUCUCUACUCGGGAACAAAGAA